This is a messenger RNA of Pleuronectes platessa (European plaice), 940 nucleotides long. Its product is annotated as complement C1q-like protein 2. The record is from RefSeq and is a predicted model, not a curated record. NCBI's taxonomy places the organism in Eukaryota, Metazoa, Chordata, Actinopteri, Pleuronectiformes, Pleuronectidae. Gene Ontology annotation, molecular function: protein binding. The transcript is spliced from 3 exons. The coding region runs from base 23 to 688 and encodes 221 amino acids.
UAAGGCAUCGUGGCAAGAGCUGAUGCAGACAAACAGAAAUAAUCCAAAGAUGAAGACCUUGAUGGUUGUGUUGGGUUUAUCCCUCUUCACCUUGUGUGUGGCUGAGGAUCAUCUGGAUCAACAGGCAGAAGACACCAAGAGCAUUCAGAGUCCCAGCAUCGACUCUGCUCGUCAUUGCGAGAUCCAGAAAUCGAAUGACUAUAUUCUUAGUGCCUUGAAAGAAUUGGAGGACAAGCAGAGAUUUACUGAGAAAGAGAUAGAGGAUCUGAGGAAGGAGCUCAAAGGUAACAAGGUGGCAUUUGGAGCAGCCAUUGGCAGUGUUGGAAAUAUUGGACCUUACAACAGUGAGAUCACACUGAUCUACAAGACCGUCCUCUCAAACACAGGCUCAUACAAUCCUGCUACAGGUAUUUUCAGUGCUCCAGUCAAAGGAAUGUAUUACUUCAGCUUCUCUGGUCAUAAUUUAUCACAAAAGUCAAUGGGGCUGCGACUCAUGAAGAAUGGAGUGCAGAUCGGUACUGUGUACAAUCAUCAAUCUGGAAAACGCUAUGAGACGGCAACUAACGGCAUGACUAUACCUCUUAAUGUGGGAGACCAGGUGUACAUGAGGCUCGGGAAGGACACGUGGAUUUUUGAUAAUGAUGAUAACCACAGCACCUUCAUUGGACAUCUGUUAUUCCCUUUCUGAGAAAAUAAACUCCAGAGAGAGAAGAGAGAGUCAGUGAGGUGCAGUACAUUGUUACUUCAAUUGGGGUGUUGCUUAAUGAAUUAAAGUGUUUAGAGCUGACCGGAAACUUGAAUUAAUGAAAACACUGUAUGACAAUUCAUCAAGUUAAACGGGAUCCUGAUCAAAACUUUGUUAAUUGAAAGUUUUAUAUGCAUUGAUAUUCUGUUUGUCUUUGUGUUGUGUUUCUUUUUGUUCAAUAAACACACUAUGACU